Argentina anserina (silverweed cinquefoil) is the source of this 1358-nucleotide messenger RNA. RefSeq lists its product as uncharacterized. The record is from RefSeq and is a predicted model, not a curated record. Gene Ontology annotation, cellular component: membrane. Gene Ontology annotation, molecular function: metalloendopeptidase activity. Gene Ontology annotation, biological process: CAAX-box protein processing. The transcript is spliced from 4 exons. NCBI's taxonomy places the organism in Eukaryota, Viridiplantae, Streptophyta, Magnoliopsida, Rosales, Rosaceae. The coding region runs from base 280 to 1332 and encodes 350 amino acids.
UUACCCAUGAAGCCCCUAUAAGACCAAGACUAGCACCAAAUCCCAAACUUUCUUUCUCUUCCCCAAAAAUCCCUGUUACACUCCCCAAGAAUUUCCCAGUAGUUCCUUUUCUCAUAUCUGAGAAUUGGAUAAGCUCCUCUACUCCACCUCAGCCUUCAGAAAAAAAAAAACCAAACACAACUCAACCCACAGACAAGAAACAACUCCAACCAAAGUCACAUCUAUGUUAAGUUUCUGAUGUGAAAACUGUUUGGGGGGCUUAAUUUGGAGAUUACCACCAUGUUGAGCUCCACUUGCUCUCACUCCCUUCUCCGCCGCCCUUUCCUCCCCUCCUCUAUCCCCAGAGCCCGGGUCCCGACCCGCCCCGGUGGUGGCCCGUAUCCAAUUUCCCGGAGUUUCAGGAUCUCCGAAUCUCAUUCCCGGCCUUCCAACACUAGGUGGACGAGGAUUUCUUGCUUUAGGCAAGAGGAGUCCUCGUCGGAGAGCCCGAAAGCUGAGUAUAUAGGACACUUGGUGCCGGAGGAAGUAGUCAAGCCGGAGUUUGAUGGUGCCAAGGAGGUCAAGAGGGACUGGGGAUUGGCUCUGAAAGAGGCUGCAGAUGCAGUGUUUAGGGCAAUAAACAGUCGGUGGAGUGUACCAUGGACAGCAGAAACCAUAUUGCAGGUUAUGCUACUCUGGGUUUUUGCUUUCUGGUUCAUAGGUUCUUGGAUGGUACCAUUUGCAGCUCACCUGGCUGGUUUCAACAGGGAAUCAUUGACAUUUAGAGGUCAAGCCUUAUUCAGCCUAGUGACUGAUGUAACUGAAGGGCUUGCUGGUAUUAUGAUCCUUCACCGCUGCUUAUCUCAUUUCCGUCCACUUCCUCCAGAUUGGUUUAAAUUUAGCUUGAAAGGAACAUGGCAGAUAGAUGUUGUGUUGGGAUGCCUUAUGUUUCCCCUUGUCAAUCGGCUAUCGCAAUUCAACCUCAACCUAUCACCACUCUUGCCGUCCACGCCUGUCACGAUAUCAAGUGUGGAGCAAUCAAUUUUGGCGCGUGAUCCAGUGGCAAUGGUACUCUAUGCAAUAGUAGUUUCAGUGUGUGCGCCCGUGUGGGAGGAGAUUGUCUUUAGAGGGUUUCUACUCCCUUCGUUGACCAAGUACAUGCCUGUGUGGUGUGCAAUAUUGGUGAGUGCAGUUGUCUUUGCUUUAGCGCACUUCAAUGUACAGAGGAUGCUACCGCUUGUGUUCCUUGGGGUGGUGAUGGGUGCUAUAUUUGCACGGUCAAGAAACCUAUUACCAUCGAUGCUGUUGCACAGCCUUUGGAAUGGCUUUGUAUUUUUAGACUUAAUGAAAUAAAACCCAAGACCUGCACUUGUGAUUCA